Colossoma macropomum (tambaqui) is the source of this 3679-nucleotide messenger RNA. It is a transcript of the gene mybpc2a, whose product is annotated as myosin binding protein Ca. The transcript has 30 exons. Gene Ontology annotation, molecular function: protein binding. NCBI's taxonomy places the organism in Eukaryota, Metazoa, Chordata, Actinopteri, Characiformes, Serrasalmidae. Bases 81 to 3476 code for a protein of 1131 amino acids. The record is from RefSeq and is a predicted model, not a curated record.
AAAGGGAUGGAGAAUGAAAAGUGGACUGAGCCACCGACAGAGAAGGAGACGAGACGGAGGUCAGCAUAUGAAACACAAACAUGCCUGAACCAAAGAAGCCAGAUCCUAAGAAAGCGGAGGCAGCUCCCCCUGCUGAGGAGGAUGAGGGGCGCGAUGAGUUGCCUGAGGAUGAGCCUGUACCAGGGGAGGAGCCUCAACCGGCACAAAUUACUGGCCUUUUUGUGGAGAGACCCCAGAGUGCAACGGCAGUCAAAGGGAAAAACGUAACCUUUGUGGCUAAAGUGGACUCGUCGACCCUGCUGAGGAAGCCGGUCAUGAAGUGGCUGAAGGGAAAGUGGAUGGAUUUGGGCAGCAAAGCUGGGAAACACCUGCAGUUUAAAGAAACCUAUGACAGGAACACCAAGAUAUACACCUAUGAGAUGACCAUUGUGAAGGUGGUUGAUGGAGAUGCAGGAGGUUACCGCUGUGAGGUCACGGCCAAGGAUAAGUGUGACAGCUGCACUUUCGAGAUCACUGUUGAAGCUGUAGAAGAAGUGCAGCAAACAAACAUUCUGGAAGCGUUCAAACGAUCAGGAGAUGCUGGGGAGGAUGCUGGUGACCUCGACUUCAGUGGCCUCCUCAAAAAAAGAGAGAGGAAGAAGGAGGAGCCCACAGAGCCUGAGGUGGACGUGUGGGAGAUCCUGAAGAACGCCAAGCCAUGUGAUUACGAGAAGAUCGCCUUCCAGUACGGCAUUACUGACCUCAGGGGCAUGCUGAAGAGGCUGAAGAUGAUGAAGAAGGUGGAGCCCAAAAAGAGUGAUGCCUUUAUCCGGAAGCUGGAACCUGCAUAUUCAGUGGAGAAAGGCAAGAGGAUUAUGAUGUCUGUGGAGAUGGCAGACCAUAAUGCGCAGGUCAAAUGGCUGAAGAAUGGACAAGAGAUCAAACCUUCAGCAAAGUACUUGUUUGAGAGCAUAGGGGGUAUCCGCAAACUCAUCAUCAACAAAAGCACACUGUCUGAUGAUGCUGCAUAUGAGUGCGUGAUUGGAGAGGAAAAGUGUUUCACUGAAGUCUUUGUUCAAGAGCCUCCAGUAACAAUCACUAAGCUUCUGGAUGACAUCCAUGUGGUGGUGGGGGAGAGAGUGGAGUUUGAGGUGGAGGUGUCUGAGGAAGGAGCCAAUGUCAUAUGGAUGAAGGACGGGGUGGAGCUGAGUCGGGAUGGGAAGUAUCGCUUUAAGAAGGAUGGAAAAAAACACUGGUUGAUCAUCAAUGAAGCCAGUAAAGAGGAUAUUGGGACGUUUUGCGUCUGUACCAGUGGUGGGCAGUCGAAGGCAGAGCUGGAAGUGGAAGAUAAAGAACUGGAGGUGCUGCAAAGUAUAGCGGAUCUGACUGUGAAGGCUGCCGAGCAGGCUAUGUUUAAGUGCGAAGUGUCUGAUGAAAAAGUAACUGGCAGGUGGUUCAAGGAUGGAGUGGAGGUCAUUCCUGGGAAGCGCAUCAAAAUGACACACGUCGGCAGGGUCCACAAGCUGCUGAUUGAUGAUGUGAAACCAGAGGAUGCAGGAGACUACACCUUCGUCCCUGAUGGCUACGCCCUCUCCCUCUCUGCCAAGCUCAAUUUCUUAGAAAUCAAGAUUGAUUAUGUUCCUCGUCAGGACCCCCCUAAAAUCCACCUGGACACCACUGGCAGUUUGGUCAACAAAAACACCAUUAUUGUGGUUGCUGGCAAUAAGCUGCGCCUGGAUGUGGAGAUCACAGGAGAGCCAGCGCCCACUGUCUGUUGGAAGAAAGGGCCUAUUGAACUCACUAGCACUGAGGGACGGGUGCGGGUGGAGAGCAGGAAGAACCUGAGCAGCUUUGUGAUAGAGGGAGCAGAGAGGGGAGAUGAAGGCCUUUACUGCAUCACUGUCACCAACCCGGCGGGAGAGGACAAGGCUGACCUAAACAUCAGGGUUGUGGACGUCCCAGAUGCCCCAGAGAAUGUCCGAUGCACCGGAGUUGGAGAGGAUACAGCCUCCAUCCUGUGGGAUCCACCCAAAUUUGAUGGUGGAGCCCCACUCAAAGGGUAUCUGAUGGAGAGGAAGAAGAAAGGCUCGUCGAGAUGGACUAAGCUUAACUUUGACAUCUACGAGUCGACCGUGUAUGAGGCAAAGAAGAUGCUUGAGGGCGUGUUCUAUGAGAUGAGGGUGUUUGCUGUUAAUGGCAUCGGUGUCUCCCAGCCCAGUGCCACCUCCAAACCCUUCAUGCCUAUUGCCCCGACCAGUGAGCCAACCAGGCUGGUGGUGGAUGAUAUCACUGAUGACACGUGUGCCCUGAAGUGGCUCCCCCCAGACAGGGUUGGUGCAGGUGGGGUGGAUGGAUACAUCAUCGAGUACUGCCUUGAAGGAGGGAGUGAGUGGGUGCAGGCCAACGAGGUCCCAGUGGAGAAGAAUAUGUAUCGUGUUCGGGGGCUGCAGAUUGGAGAGAAAUAUGUGUUCCGGGUGACAGCCGUCAAUAUCGCAGGCCGCAGCCUUCCGGCUGAGAUAAAACAAGGAGUUACCAUUAGAGAGAUCACCGAACGUCCAAAGAUUCGUCUUCCCCGGCAGCUGAGGACUAAGUUUAUCAGGAAGGUGGGCGAGAAGGUCAACCUCCUCAUUCCCUUCCAGGGUAAACCGCGCCCUGUGGUGAACUGGUUUAAGGACGGGGCCCCGAUGGACCCAUCACUGGCCACCGUUCGCACCAGUGAGGUGGACUCCAUCCUUUUCAUCAGACAGGCCACCAGAGAGCACUCGGGACAGUACACACUGUCUGUGCAGAUAGAGAACAUGGAGGACAAAGCCACCAUUGAGAUCCAAAUCGUAGAGAAGCCAGGCCCCCCUGUAGCUGUCACAGUGACUGAUGUCUGGGGUUUUAAUGCUGCCCUGGAAUGGAAACCCCCCAGAGACAAUGGCAACACUGAAAUCACUGGAUACACUGUCCAGAAGGCUGACAAGAAGACUAAGGAGUGGUUCACUGUAUAUGAACACAACCGCAGGCCCAGCUGCACUGUUUCUGACCUGGUGAUGGGGAAUGAAUACAUGUUCCGCAUUUUCAGCGAAAAUAUCUGUGGCUUGAGUGAGGAAGCAGGAGUCAGCAAGAACACGGCCGUCAUCGGCAAAACAGGUCUUCAACAUAAGCCACAGCCAUUCAAAGAGAGAGACAUGAACAGCUCUCCCAAGUUUAUAACACCCCUUGUGGACAGGUCUGUCGUUGCAGGCUACAACACUGCUAUCAGCUGUGCUGUCCGUGGCUAUCCCAGGCCCAAGAUCAUUUGGAUGAAGAAUAAGAUGAUAAUUGGAGCAGAUCCCAAGUUCCUCAUGCAGAACAACCAGGGAGUGCUGACUCUGAACAUCCGUAAGCCCAGCCUCUUUGACGGGGGGAUGUACAUCUGCAAGGCCAUAAACGAACUAGGAGAGGACCAGGUGGAGUGCAGGCUGGAGGUCCGAGUCAUAAAAGAAAAAGGAAAAGAGGAAGCGAAGAAAUGAACAUUAUGACAUCAAACGGCACCAGACGAAGCGAGAAAUGGAAUCGGAUGGAAUAACAAAGGGGAAUAAAUAUUGAGAUUUGUAGUUUAGAAUAAAGUCUUCAUCUCUGUCUUUAUUCAAACCAUGAUUAAUAUAUGAGCCAGUGUUUUGAUUCAGGAUAUAGGCUAAUGGAAUAUUGCAUUAAAAUGGAAAUUAGUGCAGUU